CAUCCUGCGUUGCUAAGCGACAGAGACUCACAUGCCAACAAAUCGCCUACAUUAAAUAGAUGAGCUUACAUUUUCCGUUUCAAAACUGUUUAUUUUAUUUAUGCUAGAACUAACAGAAAAUGCUAGAAACUGAAGUUUUGACGGCUGGACCGUCUGUUGAGGCCGAAAACCCUGAGGACAGAAUCGAGGCUCGCCGAAAGCGUGUUGCUGCACGAGUCCAGGCCAAGAAACGACAAGAGGUUGGAGAUGGUGCCCAGAAGAAGGUAGAAACUAAAGAGGAAGCUCGGCCAAGUCAGAGACAGAUAGAACAAAGUGAAAGACACAUGACUAAAUUGAAAGCUGAUGGCACUGAGCUAGUGACCAACAUUUUGGUGGCAGCAGAUGCCAGAGAGUUAAAGAGGAGAGAAGAACUAAGGGAGGCAAACAGACUAAGAUUGGAGAAGCUGGAAAAUGAGGUCAAGUCCAGCACAGAGAAGUUCAAUAAGAUCAUGAACAAGUGGACUGAGGCCAAGACAAAAAAGAUCCAUCAGCAGCUGAGAGACGAUCUGAGACAACAGCAACAGCUCUGUUGGCAAAUCAUUGAAGACAAGAACAAGCUCAUCAGUGAACUGCAGCAGGAGCUGAAAGGAAGAGAUGAUCGUUUUGUGAAAGAUCGUAAAAGGGAGGCAGAAGAAGUGGAUCUCCUUAUUGAAAGGAUGCAGGAACAGAUAUCCAGUCUGAAGAAAGACUAUAGAAAAGAGCUGGACUUAAUUGAGCGCUCGUUCAAUGACGAGUGGACGGAUUUGCUCACAAACAGCAAGAAGGAAUGGGAGCAGCAGAGAAAGGAACGAAGCGACAAAGAGGUGGAGUUCUUGCUGCAGAGAAUGAAGAUAUUGGAGGAUCACGAGUCCCUGCUGGAUCGCCUGAGAUUACAGAGCGCCGAGGAGUACAACAAGAUCAAAAUCAAACUAGAGUCUGAUGUACAGCGCCUAGAGCAAGACCUGCAAGAAAGGAAGGCUACCUACCAGCUUAAUCAGGAGAAGCUUGAGUACAAUGUACAAAUGCUGAAGAAAUAUGAGGAAGAGUAUGCUGUUAGUAAGGCUCAGCAGAUAAGGAAGAUCACCAGACUGCAUGAUAUGCGCAACAAUCUGAAGAAAAAAUGUGCUGAGCAGGAAAAGCAGUCCCGUGAGGAGAUCCAGUCAGUGACGAAUAAGUAUAACCGCCUUGUGCAGCAGUACAAGGAUAUUCACAAGAGGAAAAGGCAUUUUGAGGCAGUUGAUGCCAAACGUUAUGAGGAGGUUUGGCUGAUGAAAGAAGAUGAGGCCAAAGCGUUAGCAUGCAGAGCUGUAGACUUGGACAGAGUUAUUCAUGAACAGGUGCUGGGCUUGACCUGGAGUCCUCCAACACUGCCGUUCAUGGACCAUUCCAGCCCCAAGCAGCCCCAGCAAACAGCGCAGCAAGUGGUCACACAAGUUCUGGGAGAGGAAGACGAGACACAAAAUCAGACAGAGCGAGAAACAGAGGAAGAGAAAAGUAGACUUGAGGAGUCUGGCAGUCUGGAGAGCAGCAUGACCGGGGUGGAUCGUAAAACAGUAAAGAGAGUGCUGGAGCUUCUGUGUGAUGAGAUGGGCUUUCUAAUAGAGAGUAAGUUACAUGAGCUACUCUCAUCCAUGGAGAAGAAUGAACAGACUGCUUUGAAGCUGGAUUGCAUCUUUUCUGUCAUGGGGAUUGAAAAUGAAGAGGAUAUAAACAAAAUGACCAAGUUCUUUUUGAAAUAUAAACUGCCCCAAACUAAGGUAGAGAAUGUAUCAGUGAAUAACCAGGCAGAGAAUGAGUCCUGUCUUAUCCACCCAAAUGACCUACUGAGAGCUCUCCGAGCCUUCACUGCCCGAGAAAUGCCUCAAGACAGAGGAAGUGCUGUAAUGCUGGAGAGAAUGAAUGACUCUGAGGUUAAAGCAUACUGGGAGAACAUAACUAACGUCAUCCCUGAGUCCAAACUCAAAGUCUGGAGAGCGUUGGAGGCAGGUCUCAAGAUGUACCAUACUGAGCUGACUAAGAGAUCCAAGCUUCUGACUGAAACCCAGCAACUCAAACAACAAAACUCAGAGCUCCGCAUGCUGCUGCACAAAUACCAGAACUCAAAGGUCAAUGCUGAGCUGAUGAUCCCACCCAUGCAGAUGAGGCAAUGAGACGAAAUCAUCAGAGCAGAUGUAAUCAAAUGAACUUUUUACAUUACAAAUUCAGUUCAAUAAUAUAUAUAAAUUUACUUUAGAUUUUUCCAAACAUGAAAGCUGGUCAACAAAUGAUCGUCAGUUUACCUCAACUAACAUAACCACCUGCAAAUAAACACACUCCAUCACUAACCUCACUGACAACAAAUGUUUUGAUUUGAGUAUUGGAGCUAUCAGAAAUCUUUCGGGUGUUGAUGGCUCUCCUUUUUUUUCUGGACCUAUUUUACCUUUAAACUCCACUCUCAUACCAUUGUACUCCAACUCUGUUCCUCAGUGUUAUUUUUCUCCUUUAUUGUUCCUAUUUUAAUGAACUAUUUGCUCAAUUAGUCCUUUCAUUGUUUGUCUAUUUGUUUCCGUUUUAAUAAAACUCUCUUCUCAGUUGUAUAAUUGAAGUAGUGUUAUGUUUUCAGUUUCCCAAAACAUUAUAGCAAUUUUGUUAACCAUUGUGUAUUCUGAUCAUGUCUUACCUAAAUGCCUAUCACAAUGUCUUAUGACUUACUGCAUAUUAUACAGAUGGAUAUUCUGUUGUGUUUGGUCUCCACUGUUCCUUUCAGAGACAGGGUAGCAUUUGGAACUAAUUAAAAUUAAUCAUUAAUAAAUCAACAAAAAAACAAUUAAAAUGAUCAGAUAAAAAAAGUAUAAUUGUGCACAGUAAAAUUGACUCAUCACUGGUCAUUACUGGUCAGGUCAUCAUCUGACCAGUAAACUGCUUCAAGAUCUAAAAUGAAUACUUCUGCUAGGAUGUUCUAU
Molecule: messenger RNA, 2960 nt
Organism: Hemibagrus wyckioides
Lineage: Eukaryota; Metazoa; Chordata; Actinopteri; Siluriformes; Bagridae
Gene: drc1
Product: dynein regulatory complex subunit 1 homolog (Chlamydomonas)
Exons: 16
Coding region: 120-2168 (682 amino acids)
Biological process (GO): axonemal dynein complex assembly; cilium-dependent cell motility; regulation of cilium movement
Cellular component (GO): axonemal dynein complex; axoneme
Source: RefSeq, a predicted model, not a curated record